Molecule: messenger RNA, 615 nt
Organism: Schistosoma haematobium
Lineage: Eukaryota; Metazoa; Platyhelminthes; Trematoda; Strigeidida; Schistosomatidae
Exons: 9
Coding region: 196-513 (105 amino acids)
Source: RefSeq, a predicted model, not a curated record
GUAAUAAACUAAGAUAAGUUUUUCAACCAAGACAAACCUUUCUAUAAAUUUUUCACAGGUAAUUUGAAAUGGUUUGACAGGAAUGUCCCAAGGACGGAACGUAAUCUUGUAAAGGUAUUAGAGGAAAUCCAAGAGGAUGUGAAAAAUCACAGCGUGCAGUCUGAUCAAGUAAAUUCAGCUAUCGAAUGUCGACGCAUGUUUUAUGAAAGGAAACAAGGAGCAAGAACCUUCAAUGAUAUAAUAGAAACCAUUCAUGUCAACAAAUUUAAAAGUCCCCUAGUUACCAGCUAUAACUUCACUGAAUUGAUCGACUGUUUCGAAAAACAAAAGAAGCAUCAUCAAAUAGAGGCAGAUAGUCGCAAUGGUUCAGUGUGCUACAUCAACCUAUCACCACAAUAUAUUGAAGUUAUCCAGAAGAUUGAUGAAACAUUUGAAAAUUUAUAUCGUAUGUAUUACGAAUUCGGUAAAUAUUUGUUUCUCUUCAGAUUUGGCUGGGCCAACAUUUUUGAAUAAAACCAAAUGAACAAGCUUGUCGAGAAUUGGUUGAUCUCAAUCGUUGAUCUGUACACAUAUCUAUGUAACUGCGAAAAUAAUAAAAUGUUUACACUGGAAAAA